Tympanuchus pallidicinctus (lesser prairie-chicken) is the source of this 4204-nucleotide messenger RNA. RefSeq names its product MAP7 domain containing 2 (gene MAP7D2). Lineage: Eukaryota; Metazoa; Chordata; Aves; Galliformes; Phasianidae. Gene Ontology annotation, cellular component: microtubule cytoskeleton. Gene Ontology annotation, biological process: microtubule cytoskeleton organization. The record is from RefSeq and is a predicted model, not a curated record. Bases 300 to 2546 code for a protein of 748 amino acids. The transcript is spliced from 18 exons.
GCCACCUAUGUGCGGACCCGAACAAAGACACGGCUCGUCCAGGGCCUCCCGAGGACACACGCAGCACCUCACCCCGUAGACCCCCAGCUCGGCUGGGCGGGGCGACGGCAAUACCUGGCGGGGCGGGAACCGCCACCGAACGGCACCAAGCAGCCGCCUCCGCGCCCAACCCCGCUCCUCCCCGCCGCGCGGAGUCAGGUGCCGCCGGACGGACAGUGCGCCUGUGCGGCGGCCGCGGGGCGCCGCGGAGCGGAGCGAAGCGCCGAACCGAGUCGGUGGGGACCGCCGGCCGGAGGAAGAUGGCGGAGCCGGGGGCGGCGCGGGGCUCCCCGCGGGCGGCAGCCAUUGAUGGAUUUCUAAAAACUGAUGAAAGACAAAGACUAGCAAAAGAACGAAGAGAAGAAAGAGAGAAAUAUCUUGCUGCUAGGGAGCAGCAGAUACUAGAGAAGGAGAGAAGAGCGAAGCUUCAAUAUGAAAAGCAAGUGGAGGAACGGUGGAGAAGACUGGAGGAACAGAGACAGAGAGAGGAGCAGAAGAGAGCAGCGGUUGAAGAAAAGCGGAGACAAAAGCUUAAAGAGGAGGAGGAACGUUUAGAAGCCAUGAUGCGUCGGUCCCUUGAACGCAGCCAGCAGCUGGAACAGAAACAGAAGCGAUGGUCGUGGGGAGGAGCACUGGCUGCAGGCUCAGGAGGGAGAGAUGGUGAAUCAGAAAAUACCCCACCCCCUGUUCUAGGUUUAGCUGCCAACACCCUUCCUCCAGACCCUGUGACCUCUACUGCUCCUGCUGAUUCCUUCAAUGCAUGUGACAAACUUUCAGCUUCUACAAUGAACCUGCCAAAGCAAAUGGAAUCGCCAAUCAGUAAGCGCCUCUCCUCCUCCACAGCGGCAAUAACACAUUCCCCCGACAGAGCUCACCGCAUGCAUCUUAGUCCAAUGGAAAACUUUAUUUCUCGACUGCUGACUCCCACACAGUCAUCUUUAGCCAGAAGCAGAAGUACCUUAAUGCUUUCUGAGCAGUACAAUAAUCCAGUAUUCCAUAUCUGUCCUCGUGUAGCACCAGCUAGUCCUCUAAAAUCUCCCUACAAGCCUUCCCCCACCCGAAGCGCAGACAGGAAGAAGGCGACUUCACCCUCCACUUCUGAUGCCGGGAAAGGGGCGGCUGCAGGUGAAGUCACUCAGACUGAGAAAAUAAAGAAAGAGAAGCGACCCACCACACCUGGUUCAUCAUCUGGAAUGGGAUCUCCUCUCAGAAGGUCUGAUUCUCCUGCUGCUAUGUCCAGAAGAUCUGCCUCACCUGCCACACCUAAGACAGUUGCGAAGACUUAUCCUCAGUCUCCUAAAAAUGCCAAACAAUAUCCAGCUUCUCCUGUGAAGCAUCGUGCCACUUCUAAUCUCAACCAGGAAACUCCUAAAAAGAAAGCAGAUAAGGAGAAAGAAAACGUCAGUCAUCAGAAAUCCCCAGGAGCACGCACUGAAGAAGCAGGCCAGGUGGCUUCUGAAAAGCAUGUGCCUGCUGCAGGAAAGCCAGAAAGUAGUGAAGGAAAGAUCACAGCAGGAACAACUGAUGCAGAAGAAGCUUCAAAAAUUCUAGCUGAAAAAAGACGACAGGCCCGCCUCCAAAAGGAACAAGAGGAGAGGGAGAGACAGGAGCGAGAAGAACAGGAGAGGCUUGAAAGAGAAGAACAGAAGAGAAAGGCAGAAGAAGAAAGACUUCGUCUUGAAGAAGAGGCUCGUAAGAAAGAGGAGGAAAGAAGACGUGAAGAAGAAGCAGCUAGGAAAAAGGCAGAAGAGGAAGCCAAGAGGAGAGCUGAGGAAGAACAAAUGCUGAAAGAAAAGCAAGAAAAAGAGCUCCAAGCCAAACUUGAGAAACAGAGGGAAGAAGCAGAAAUCAAAGCCCGUGAGGCAGCUGAGCAACUUCGUCUUGAAAGGGAGCAAAUCAUGCAGCAAAUUGAGCAAGAAAGACUGGAGCGGAAGAAGAGAAUUGAUGAAAUAAUGAAGAGAACAAGGAGGAGUGAAACUCCAGAAAUAAAGAAGGAAGAGCCAAAACUGGAGAUACCAUCAACUUUGAAUGUGGAAAAGCAACCAAAAGCCCUUGUUCUUAACCAGCCAGAGAUCAAUGGGCUGGCAACUUGCCUGAAAAGUAAAAGCUUAGAGAGUACUGCUUCUGUAGUACCUUCUCAAGAUGUGGUUGCUAAUGGACUGAAGUCAGUUCCAGGACUUGUUCAGCUGGAAGCUGUAGAUGGGAAAUCUAACAGCAUGGAAGAUUCAGCAGAUGAGGUUCAGUCUAUGGAUGUGAGCCCUGUUUCAAAAGAAGAACUUAUCUCCAUCCCUGAAUAUUCACCCAUGAAUGAACUCAUGCCUGGUGUUUCUUUCGACCAAAAUGGGACAAGCAAUGCCAAGGCUCUUGAAGAUCUCUUGGAUUUCACAGGCCCACCUACUUAUUCCAAGACGUCCAGUGAUACUAUUAGCAUUGAUGACUGUAACAAAAACUUGAUUGAGGGAUUUAACAGUCCAGGACAGGAAAAUACACUUAAUUCAAUCUGUUGACAGCCUUGCUUUUCGGCAGGACAGAUAAAGAGGUAGCAAUCUGUGGAGGACGUAUGUCUUUGUGACACUGCUGGCGGUAAAACAUGAAAUUGUCACUUGAAAAAGCUUCUGCAGUCCUGAACACUGGAUUUCAAAUAAUCAGAGCUGAAUAAAACUUUGUCUUCCCAGGGAAUAUGUUGACUAACUGGCUACUUUCGAUGGAAAACAGUGAUCUAGAACCUCGAUGGUUUCAGGGAAGACUGAGUAUGCAUUAGAAUUUGAGCUUGAGCUGCUAGCGAAGCACUUAUUUUUUUUCUUUUAAUUUAAAAUACAUCUGAACACUUCACUGUGAUUUUCCUUGUGCAUUUAAUUUUAAGAUCAUUGCUCCUUAAUUUUAUCAUGCAUCCAUUUAGCCAUGUUUUUAUUGUAAAUAGCGAUGAAGUUUGCCCACAGUGCACUGAAAAAUACUACGCUGUACUUUGGUUCUGUGCCUAUCUUCUUUUUUUUGUUUUUAAUAAGGAAUUAUUGGCAACUUUGAUGCAGGCAUAUAAUUCAAAGCUAUAGCUAAAAAGGCUUAAAACUGGAUAAUUACUGCGAGUGAAAGAACCUUCUUACUGACUGCGGAGUGUGGAGUUACCUUGUAAUGGUGAUGUUGACAGUUUUAGUCACUGGUGGCACUUACUGGUUAAUAUUAAUAGUCCUGGAGUGAUUAUGAAUUAUGUGUUUAAAAACAUACCUGUGUAACACCUGUAAACAAUGCAGGCACAAUGCCGAGUAUAAUCCCUAAUAUAUUAUAGUAUAACUGUAGUAGAUGCAAGUGAGUAUGUCGGGGGGUCAGGUAACAUGGUAACUUUGGAGAUGCAGGCGCUUGGUUAAUACCAGCAGGCUUUCUGUCAUGUGCAGAAGUGUUUUGUCUUCCUUACAGGCUCAACAAAACAAGAUACAGUCGGCAGCAAAAUAAUAUAUGAAAGUUGCAGCAGAAAUACAAAGGCUGGGAGACACACAGCGAGCACUGCUAGCCUACUUAAUAUCCUAUAAGCAUCUGUAUGGGAAAAUCCACAUCGAGCUGUAUCAUGUGUAGACAUUACGUGCCAUACGGUGUUAACUUCAUUUCUGUUGGUAACCUACGAUAACUAUAUGCUAGAUGAUGUGCUGCUUUGAGGACACUUUUCUCCAGUUCCUUAUAAAAAUAAAUUACAAAUACUGCUCUCUUUGGAAACUAACAUCAAAAAAAGAAGUGAAAACUGGGCUUGUUUGGUUAUUUUUCUUUUUACACAUAUGGGAGUUCCAAGUGUAUCUUGAGCUCGGUUGUAGACCCGUUCUUGUGCUCCUUGAAGCCAGCAAUGGGGAAGUAACCAAUAGAAUCACGUGCAAUGUACAAAGAAAGCAUUCCUACAGCAAUCUGGCUGUUUAUAUUGGUGUACUUCAGAAAAGUAAUUUCCUUUGACUGUGCAGUAAGCUGUAGCAUGGUACCGUGUCUUCCAAUUUAGUCCUACAUUUAUUUCUUAAAUAAAAAAAACCAACAAAACCAAACUGUUUGUUUUGCUGUGGUGCAUUGUGUUUGACAAAUGUCACAUGAUAUUUUAUUAUGGUGCCAUUGUAUAACAUGUAGAUUUCUUUAUUUGCAUGACCUGUAUAGCAUGUACAAAGGUGAAAUACAUUUUCAUUUAUGAAUCUAA